AUGCCUCUUCGUCAAGUUUUCGCUACCAAGCCAGUUGAAUCAACUCCAGUUACAGAACCAGAAAAAACAACUCCUGAACCUGUCGCUGAUGAUGCUUCAGAAAUUCCUGCUGAUCCUGCUGCUCCAACUGAACUUGAAAGAAGCGCCACAAUGGUUUAUGCUGAAAAAUACAGAUUGGUUGGUCCUGUAAUAAAAGCUGCUAAUCCUUAUUUCAAUCCUCCAUUUCAAUUUGUCAAAACACAUACUGGUACUGUUGGUAAAAGAUUAAUAGAUUCUGUUGAUAGCUUUGGUGUUACAGCGUUAAAAUCAUUAGAAACUCAUAUUCCCUUUGGCUCAAAACCAAAGACAGAGCCUGAAACUGAAAUUCCUGUUGUUGAUGAGACUGAACCUGCUGUUGAUUCCCAAACAGUUAAUAAAAAUUAA
Molecule: messenger RNA, 423 nt
Organism: Ascoidea rubescens DSM 1968
Lineage: Eukaryota; Fungi; Ascomycota; Saccharomycetes; Ascoideales; Ascoideaceae
Exons: 1
Coding region: 1-423 (140 amino acids)
Source: RefSeq, a predicted model, not a curated record